This is a messenger RNA of Entrophospora candida, 5802 nucleotides long. NCBI's taxonomy places the organism in Eukaryota, Fungi, Glomeromycota, Glomeromycetes, Entrophosporales, Entrophosporaceae. The record is from the annotation of a GenBank genome assembly.
AUGCCAAUAAUUACUACAACAAAUAAAACUGCUACUUGUACUUGGACACCUUUAGCACAAUUUGCCUACGGAUUUGCUAUUUAUCCUUUUACUCCUGGCGCACAAAACAAUUCUUCAUCAGAUUCUACCAAAGCUCAAAAUGCUAAUAAAAAGGUUGAUGAUGCCAUUGAUUUGAAAUCUAAAGAAAAAAAAAAAGGGCUAAUUUCUGAAAAUGAUCAUGAUCUCCAAUCUGACAAUAAUAAAGAUAAUGAUGGAAAGGUUUUAAGCGAAUCAGGAGAUCGUGAGAAAAAUAUACAAAAGGAUAAUAAUAGUAAUAGUAAUGAUAAUUCUUCAGAUUCAGUAUCAAUGACUUCAAAGCCAUAUACAACAAACUCACAUGUAAUAUCAUAUCAAGUUGCACUUGAAAUUGGUGACGAGGUUUAUGUUUUUGAAGAGCAAGGUGCUUGGUAUCGUGGUUAUGUUGUUUCUAAAUUACAUCAAACUGAAGAACCUCAAAAUGAGCCUUUAAUAGACGAGAUUUCAAGUGCAGUCAGAGAAUGGUGUAGCCUUUUGCCUACUUAUUUGGAAGAAAGAAAAUAUUCCAUGUUUAGAACUGUUAAAGAUCAAAUAAAUGAUUUAUUACAGGGUCGAAGACAAUUACUUGCUCAAACCCUAUCUCAUGAUGAGCUGAUCCAACUACGUAAAGAACUUAUCAAUAAACUUGUUUCAGGUAACAUAAUUCAAGGCUUAGAUAUUGUUGUUAGGCAUCCAGAAAAAGGUUUUCUUGCUGAUGAAACAAAUGUAUCAGCUAUUCGUCUAUAUCAAUUGCAAGGUCAGUUGUCAAUUCCUAAUACAGAAAAAUUGAAACAUGAUUCAUCAUUAUCUUUCAAUACCUUGGUCGCUUCAAUUUCCACUUUUGGCGAAUACACGGAAUUAUAUUUUUCUUUGUACACAAAGACAGAUUCAAGAUUUCUUACAGGAGAAUAUUGUAUUAUACUCGAUCGUAAUAAUAUACCAAAAGAUGAAUCGAAGAUUCAUAAAAUUAGAACAUUGUUUACGGAUCUUUCCUCUCACGACAUUCAAGAACGAGUCUUUCUUAUUUGUAGAAUCAUUCGUACAGGAAGUAUGAAAAUGGAAAACAAAGAUAAAGACAUUUUAAAAGACAGCAACUCUAUGAAAUCACCAUCAUCAUCUUUUUCUUCGCAAAACAAUCACAAUACAAAAUCACAAACUUUUCGUAGACCUUUUGGUUGUGCUAUACUUGACAUAACUCAUUUGAUUCAAGGAAAAGAAAAAGAAUCUGCGAGUGAACACGCAAUGCAAAUCUAUGUGCCCACCCAAGAAUCCACUUUUGCUAUUUUGCAUGAAGAUAUUAUUUAUAACCGUGUUAAAGAAUUUGAAAAAUCUUCAAGAGCAGAAACAAUCAGUGUAUCAAUUCGUUCAUUUUAUGGUGAAGCUGCAACAAUCAUCAAGGAAAAUUCUGAUCUACUCCAAGAUAUCACUAUUACAUCUCGCCUCGGAUUUGCUGAUGUGGUAUUUCCAGGUGAUGUAAGAAAUGAAAUUUAUCUUAAACUUUGGUCUGGUGAUUUUACUCAGGGUAGAGCUACAACUGCCAAAAAUAUUCAAGUAACAGCAGUAGUUAGAUUGGAUUCUGGGGAAGUUUUAGAAAAUGUCAUUUCUCAAGGAUCUGGUGAACCACCCGUAACAUAUUUCGAAUCAAUUGUUUUUUACCAUUCAAAUAAUCCAACUUGGGGUGAAUUUAUAAAAUUGACAAUUCCAUCUGAUUUGUUUGAGCGAGCACACGUUUUCCUAACUUUUAAACAUCGAUCGACAAAAGAUAAAAAAGAAGAUAAAAUUUUUGCUUUUGGAUACUUACCACUAUUUCCUGAAAAAAGAGCAUUCAUUAGUGAUGGAAAACAUACAUUGUCUUUAUAUAAACAGGAUAAACAAUUAAUAAAUCCUUCAUCUUAUUUAAGUGUGCCCUGGUCAUCAUCAGCUACAAUAUCUGAUACAGCUUCUAUACAUUCCACAAAUAGUUCUAAUAUGUCAUCACAUAAAUUGAUCUCUUCAUCAAAGGAUACAGCUGUAGUUUGGACAUAUUUAUGUUCUACAAAAUAUACACAGAACGAAGUAUUACUUAAAUUAUUAAAUUGGGAAAAACAAUUAUUAUCGGAUGAAAAUGAGUUGAAGUCAGUUUUAAAAAAAUUUACUUUCGUUGGUGAGGUGGAGAUUGUUAAAUUUCUUCAAGAUAUUUUUGAUGCGUUAUUUGGUAUUUUGAUGUCAGCAAGAAACCAACGAAGAGAAUUAGAUGAUUUAAUAUUUAAUGCAUUUGUGACUAUCCUUGGAAUAGUUUCUGAUAGAAGAUUUAUGAAUUUUAGACCUGUACUUGAUGUAUAUAUCGAAAACCAUUUUUCUUGUGCUGCUGCUUCAUCUCACUUUAUCAGAUCAAUGAACCGUUUAGUCUCUAAUCCAACCAGUGUAGAAACUGCAAAAAAUCUACGUUCUACUAUCAAGGUUUGGCAAUAUAUUUUCAAAUUUAUUAUGAGGUCCAGGGAACUACAAAGAACAAAAGAAGCAAAUAUGGGUCUGUCAGGAAAUUAUGUUGAAGAACAAUUCAAAAAUGAUCUACUCUCUUUAUUUAAAAGUAUAGACAAAUUGAUGUCAAUCACCACACCACAAUCAAUAAUUGGCACUCAGACAUUAGCUUUACAAUAUUUCGGCUCUAUUUUCACUGAUCUUGGCAAAUGUUUUUCACCUGAUGACCUAGCAUUGAUUGCAAUACGAUUUAUUGAAUCAGUUCGAUUGCCUAAAGGAAAACUUUUGUCUUAUAAACUUUUGGUGAUUCUACAAUUUUGUCGUGGUCCAUUAUUUGAAAAUCCCGAGUCUAGAGCAACUCUAAUACCUAGAAUAGUUGAAUGGCUUUCUGAUCAUAUGGGUAGAUGGGAAAUUACAAAUAAACCAACUAAUGAUCAUGAAACUCUGAGAUUACAAUGGCAAGAUGGUAUUAGGUUAAGUGUAUCUAUUUUGGCGGUCAUGUUGGAGUAUCUACAGAAUUCAAUUGAGAAGGCUUCAAAUGACGAAGAAUCAACUAAAAGAGAAAUUGAAAAUGUGAUAGCACUUCUUCCAUUAUUGAUGAAACUUUGUGAAUCUUAUCGAGAAUUGCAUAUUACUUCUUUUGAUGAACAUGGCAGCUUACAUCAUGAACGAACUCCAAAUAAUCUGGGAACAACAACAUCAACCAUAAAUUCAUAUCGACACUCAAAAGAUUUUCCCUUUUUCCAAUCGUCAGACACAAUCUCUAGUGGUUUGGGUGAGAUAUCAACAAUUUUAUUACAGGUAAUGGAUUUAGUAUCGCAAAAACACAUGAAAGAACACCUUCUAUCAACUUAUUAUAGAGAAGGGCACGAUUCUACAGCAGAAUUUCUGAUUAUUUUGUUCCAAGUAGCACGAUCAGUGUUGAUAAAUGAUGCAUUUCCAAAAUCAUGGUUAAAUAUGAAUAUUAUGACUCAUAAAACCUUUUUAAAAGUUCUUGAACCAAUAUCAAUAAUGAUGGAGAAAAAUUAUAUACCAGAUAAAAAAGCACCAGAUUCAUUUAAUGAAGAGCUUUGGAGAGAAUAUUUCAAUUGUCUUUUGUGCCUGCUUACCAGUAGACAUCUAGUGAUUGAAGAUUUCACACCACAAAAACGUCGUGCAACAUGGAGAUUGGCAGGUGAUAUUCGUGGACAAGGAGCAAGAUUAUUAUCAACGUUAUGGAAUGCUAUUGGAUGGGAACAGGGCAAAGAAGGAAAAAUGGGUGGUUACCAAGUUCGAUUCAUAAACACUUUAUUAGGUCCAAUGUUGGAAUUGUGUCUAUCUCAUCAUGAUGAGUUACGUUCUGCUGCAGUCACCGUUUUAUUCAAUAUGAUAGUAACACAAUAUACAUUAGAAGGAGAUUUGAAGCAAAUUGAAUCUGACAUUAUUGAUAUAUUGGAUAGACUCUUUAUGUCUGAUUCUAAAGGUGAUGAAGUGUCUCGCACAUAUUUUAUUGUACAAUUGAAAGGGUUAUUUGAAGGAUCUUUGGUUGAUAUUGACUUAAGAGAUGCAAUGAUAAAGUUCUUGGAUUCUUUGAAUGAAUUUUUGGAACUUUUACUUGGUGUUCGUGAACUACCUGAAGGUGAAGAAUUCCAGGAUGAUCGAAUCAUGUGUACACUUAAACUUAUGAAAUUCAUAAAAACUAUUGAAAGGGAUCAGAUUUAUAUCAAAUAUGUGCAUCAACUUGUUCAAAUGCAAGUAAACAGUAAAAAUUUUGUUGAGGCAGCAUUAACACUAAAAUUACAUUCAGAUUUAUACGAUUGGGAUCCAAAUAUUGAAGUAGGAGCAAUACCAGAAUUAGACUUUCCCAAGCAAUCAGCUUUUGAUAGAAAGGAAAGAUUGUAUAUUCAAUCAUUGGAUUAUUUUGUUAAGGGAAAAGCUUGGGAAUGUGGCAUAGAAAUAUGUAAAGAGCUGGCCAAACAAUUUGAGUACACCACAUUCGAAUAUCAACGUUUAAGCAAUAUACUUAAGCAACAAGCUGUACUUCAUGAGAAUAUCAUAAAGAAAGAACGUUAUUUCAGUGAGUACUUUAGAGUUGGAUUUUACGGUAGAGGAUUUCCAGCCAGUUUACAAAAUCGACAAUUCAUUUACCGUGGUCUUGAAUGGGAAAAAAUUGGUGCAUUUUGUGAACAUAUGCAGAACAAACAUCCACAGGCUCAACUACUUAAAUCAAAUAGUCCUCCAACUGAUGAUAUUCUUUAUGGAGAUGGGCAAUUCCUUCAGGUGUCAGCUGUAACGCCAGAACCAGAUAAAAAUCUUCCUUUAUUUAAAAGAGAUGCUCCAUCAUCUAUUCGCUCCUACUAUGAGUAUAAUUCUGUAAACACAUUUAGUUUCUCUAGACCUGUAAAUAAAAAUCCUGAUGGUGUUAAAUCAGGCAAUGAAUUUUUAGAUUUAUGGACAGAAAAGACCAUUUUAGUUUCUGAAGACCAUUUCCCAACUGUUUUACGACGGUCUGAAGUGAUUCAAGUAACUGUAUUUGAAGUUUCACCGAUUGAAAAUGCAGUGACUACAAUGAGAUCCAAGAAUAGAGAAUUAUUGAUUUUAGAAUCUAAAUAUAGGGCAUUCCUUAAUUCCAAUAAAGUGGGAACUGCCAAGGUCAACACUAAUCCUUUAUCAAUGUCACUAAACGGAGCAGUAGACGCACCUGUAAAUGGUGGUGUACCUAUGUAUAAAAAAGCAUUUUUUGACCCUGAAUUCAUAUUGACCAAUCCUGAUAAAGAAACACUAAUAAGAAAUUUAAAAGAAUCAAUUGAUGAGCAGGUUGAAAUUGUUGAUAGAUGUUUGCAAAUACAUAAUUUCUUGGUGUCACAUGAAAUGCGGCCAUUACACGAAACUUUGGUUAAAUUUUUCCAUAAAAAUUUUGCCGAAGAAAUUAAACGAUUAACAGAACGUAGAAAAGCAAAAAAUGAAGAAUCAAAACAGAUGACAACGAAUAUGCAUCACAAUCAUCAUCAAGUCGUAUCAUCAAUUGUUCCAUCAUCACCGAAUUCGCCAUUUUCCCCACCAUCAUUAAAUGCCAAUAAUAAUCACCGUAUUCCAUCGAUAUCUGGGCCAUUGUCAUCUGAUGUUAAUGGUGGUAACAAUAGUAUUAUUACCAAAUCAAAUAGUUCUAAUGGAAUUAUACUUUCAGAUACUCCAACGCUUGAAAAAAGAAAUACCUUGUCAGAAAAGAAAAGAUCGUUGAUAUUUGCUGAAAGAAGAAUGACAUUCAGAGGCUGGUCAUUUAAUAGGAAUAAAAAUCCAACUGAUUAA